AUGAAUGAAGUGAUUACACGUGCGAAAGCAGCCGUCCUAGGAAUUCAUGUUCCUUCGCCUCCGCGAACUGUUUCGCAGCCGCCUUCAGUACCAGUUAUCCAACAAGUUACGGAGCCGGCGAUACCUGGUCUGGAUUACACUGCACAGUCACAACAUCCGACACAACCGUAUGCUGCUCCAGUAGUGUCAGAACAGUCUCUGAAACCCUCGUCGUUCGCUCCAGAUCCAUCUGAAUUUAACAAGCCAUUGUAUAUGCGUGGGCCACCACAAUCCCAACAUGUACCACCGUCAGCAGCUGCUCCAACAGUACCACAACAACAGCCGGUGCUUCCUGCACAAAAUGGAGAAUACCAUUCAGCUCACAAACCUGCUUACCCUACCAUCGGAGACAGCUACCCUCCAACGGCUCAUCAUCCACCGCAGAACGCGCGACCUCACGCACCAGCUCCUGCAGAUGUGACCCAAAAUUAUGAAAAGAGGUAUCCUCCGAGGGCACCUGAGCAGAAAAGUUUUCCUCCACCACAAGGGUCAUAUAGACAUGACGAAGGUUUCUUUAACAAACCCCCUCAGCAGCAUAAUCCUGAGCCAGCACCAAGAUUUUUCGGUAGUCCACCCAGGAAUCCGGCGACCUCAAAACCGUCAGGGCCACAAAGUGGACCGGGUCCUCGACCUCCACCUCUCCCUAACAGAAAUACGAUGGGACCACCUCAACCCCAUAUGAACAAAACCCCAUUGCUUGGACCGAAUUUUGGUGCUGGACCGACACCCUCAAGAACUAGCGCACCAAGUGGUCCAAAAUACGUGGAACUGAGUCGACUGCCGACUGAAAUGUUGCGUCCAGCUGUACUAGAGCAGUUUCUCAGACCUUCUGUGCCGCUGCAGAUUUCUUCUGUUAAAGUUGUGUACAGUAGUCAAGUAGUCAAGGUAAGUAUUUCGUGGUUGGGAGAAACUUUCUAUAAACUCACGGGAGACUGGAUAAACUUUUACGUUGCAGGAAUCCACAUGCAUACACUAGUGCGCUUUGAAAAUGCAGCAGACGCAGAUUCAGUAAUUGCCAGAGAUGGGGAACAAGGAAUACGUGUUCGCCAGUCGACCAAAGCAGUUUUUGACGAGGCCGUUGACGGUAUUCCUCCCGCUAUAAUCUCUGUA
Molecule: messenger RNA, 1149 nt
Organism: Strongylus vulgaris
Lineage: Eukaryota; Metazoa; Nematoda; Chromadorea; Rhabditida; Strongylidae
Source: the annotation of a GenBank genome assembly